UCAGACGUGUUUUUCAGUGAACAGGACUGGACUGUGGUUCUCGCUGACUGGGUCAUUUAGCAAUUCUCUCUUUUUCUGUCUCCUCCUUUUUCUGUUGUUCCGAGUUAAACUUGCUAUCAUUAAUGCCCGAAAGAUCGGCGUCAUCAUCGUCACCAACAUAACUCUAACAAUAACUUCAGCGCACAUAGGAGCUCUGAGCGUGUGAUCGGUUGAGUUUGUGCAUCCAGCUAUCUGUCAGACCACAGACUGCUUCUACAUCUCUUUGCAUGGACAAAUAUAAGAUCAUGGAGUCUUUUGGGAUAGAGAUGAUUUUUCUGAUUUUUUUUGGCCAAUGGACAAGUUGUGCAUGUGCAGGUACUCACUGGACCUACACCGGUUCUGUAGGUCAAUCCCACUGGUCAGAAUACUUCCCUGAAUGUGGGGGAACUAAGCAAUCUCCCAUCGACGUGAAAACCAGCCAGGCCAAGUACGACCCGUCCCUGCCCCCUGUGAGACCCCUAGGCUACAGGCAGCUGGGACAAGAGCCUUUCACUCUCACCAACAAUGGGCACACAGUGGAGAUGUCACUGCCGGGGUGGAUGGGGCUGGGAGGCCUGCCCUGGCAGUUUACCGCGGUGCAGCUGCACCUUCACUGGGGCAGCCGCGGGGGCCUGGGAGGCGGUAGUGAGCACACCAUCGACGGACACGGCUACGCAGCUGAGCUCCAUGUGGUCCACUAUAACUCAGAGAUCUACAGCAACAUAUCCACAGCCAUGAGGCAGAGAGAGGGACUGGCUGUCCUAGGAGUGCUGAUUGAGACAGGUGAAGAUACAAACCCCGCCUACCAGAACAUCAUCAAUCAUCUGGAGAACAUCAAACAUGCAGGCCAGAGGACCUCCAUCCCGGCCUUCGAUGUCCAGUCUCUGCUCCCACUCAGUCUGGAGCGCUACUUCCGCUACAACGGCUCCCUGACCACUCCCCCCUGCUACCAGAGCGUGCUGUGGACCGUGUUCGCCGAGAGAGUCUCCGUGUCUCACGUGCAGCUGAGGAAGCUGGAAACCGCCCUGUUCUCUGGUCACGCUGAAGAGUCACAAUCUCUCCCACUUCAGGACAACUACCGCAACCCACAGCCCCUAAAUCGCAGGACGGUCCUGGCCUCCUUCCCCUCAGAUACUGUCACAACGUAUUCUGUUGGAGAGGUGUGUGCCAUGGUGAUUGGAACAUUGUGCGGUUGCGUAGGUCUUGCAGUGAUCAUACACUUUGUUAUAAAAACCAUACGCUCCACCUCUAGUUGGGAUGUCCUGCCCAGCGUGAGACCGACAUCUUUGCCCAGAUCCAAAGAAACUGAAAAGGAGCCAAAACAGGAUGUGGUCUUCAAAACGACCUCUGACCCAGAAAAGGAAGAGGCAGCCCCUCAGCCUGAACCUUGACCCCUCACUGAUCCCCAAGAAGCUCAGUAUCUACUUCCUGGUUGAGUGCAUGGACUUUUUGCAUGAUCAGAUCUCUGUUCAUCUAUCUCGUAUCACUGAAUCACUGCUGGAUCACCUUCUCAAGGUUAAGCCCAUCCUCCUCCCUUCCCCCGCCUGUUUAUUUACUCUGUUUGCCCACUCCUCGAUUGACCUUUCCUAAGCCCCUCCCACUCUAGCAACCGCCCUCAAAACAUUCCUUCAAGAUGGCUAAAUGAGUAUAUGAAAUCUGUCCUUUAACUGACCCGCUAUCUGUAAACAGAAUUGGGUCUCUUUGGAGAUGUUGUCGGUGAUUCAGUUGGUGAUGAGGUUUCCCACAUAACAUUAGUCUAGCCGAAUCCACUCGGGAUAACAUGUGUUACUAUUCUAGUCCCUCAGGCACAUCAAUUCACCGUUUGGAAUGAUACAAAUCUGUUUGCUUAUCUCUAUAAUUGCAAUUCAUCAACGAGAUGGGCGCCAAACUGUACUGAAGUUGUGGGCUCGCAAAGAUGCUGUGAUUGGACAUUCAGUGGCAAAGGGGCGGGGCUUAAGAUUGCUCAAUUGGGUGUGCCCCUCCCCCACCUAUUUUCAAUAGUAGGCAUGCAUUGCUAGUAUCAAGUAUCAAGGGUAGGAUGGGAGGUGUUUGUGUGUGUCUGUGUGUGGGCGCAUGUGUCUAUUUGAGCUGAAUUGUAUAUAUUAUAUAUUUGCAUCAUAAUAAACAAGUUCUUUGACUUCA
Messenger RNA from Conger conger (European conger), 2160 nucleotides. RefSeq names its product carbonic anhydrase XIV (gene ca14). Gene Ontology annotation, cellular component: plasma membrane. Bases 267 to 1409 code for a protein of 380 amino acids. NCBI's taxonomy places the organism in Eukaryota, Metazoa, Chordata, Actinopteri, Anguilliformes, Congridae. Gene Ontology annotation, molecular function: zinc ion binding; carbonate dehydratase activity. The record is from RefSeq and is a predicted model, not a curated record. The transcript is spliced from 12 exons.